Messenger RNA from Paracoccidioides brasiliensis Pb18, 522 nucleotides. RefSeq lists its product as uncharacterized. The transcript is spliced from 2 exons. The record is from RefSeq and is a predicted model, not a curated record. The coding region runs from base 1 to 522 and encodes 173 amino acids.
AUGCUCAAGCUAUGCAGACCCGAUUGGAAAGAAGGUACUGCGGAAUGGCGUCCAGCACUGCCUAUUUCUCCCGGAGUUUUGGACGAAUGGAGAGUCAAAGCCAACGUUUAUUCUUCUGGCUCCAACCUUCCGAAAUGGACUAAAGAAUUUUCAAUUUUGAAACCUCGCCGUGGCCUUCUCGCCAUAAUGGGUGGAGUUAUAGUGUUUUCUCUCGGGGCUUUUGGAGUUGUAUCGUUAAUACUCUAUUUAGUGAAGAAUGAUGAUAUAUGGGUUAGCGAUUUGAAUUCCACGCCAUUUAUGGAGCUUCCAAUAGAAGCUUAUUCUCAACCAAGUUCUCAACUUCUCCUAACUGGAGAUCAGGAUUCGGCUAGCUAUCGCGGCUUCUAUGAUGUAUCGGAGCCAUCCACGUCUACGAACGAUCCUAUCAUCGGAUUCAGUCAUCUCCCUACUUAUCAUUUGGUUCAAAAACGGAGUGCUGGAUCCAGUAUUCAAUUGUCCAUAUGGAAGUUUGGAUACAUUUGA